Molecule: messenger RNA, 1449 nt
Organism: Oryzias latipes (Japanese medaka)
Lineage: Eukaryota; Metazoa; Chordata; Actinopteri; Beloniformes; Adrianichthyidae
Product: putative acidic leucine-rich nuclear phosphoprotein 32 family member C
Biological process (GO): regulation of apoptotic process
Cellular component (GO): nucleus
Molecular function (GO): histone binding; phosphatase inhibitor activity
Source: RefSeq, a predicted model, not a curated record
CUUUGAAAUGCGUGAGGAGGCGUGUUCGCGACAGAGGACUGAGCCGCGCGUGCGCGCCAUCUCUUUUGUUUUGCUACUUUCUGUGCUCCUGCUUCAUCAUGGAGAUGAAGAAGAGGAUCAGCCUCGAGCUCCGAAACCGAAGUCCCACCGAGGUGGGGGAGCUGGUGGUGGACAACUGCCGCUCCAGCGACGGCGAGGUGGAAGGUCUGUCAGAGGAGUUCACGGAGCUGGAGGUCCUCAGCAUGGUGAACGUGGGCCUCAGCUCGCUGUCCAAGAUGCCCCUGCUGCCCAAACUGCAGAAGCUGGAGGUCAGUGAGAACUCCAUCGGUGGGGGGCUGAACACGCUGGUGGAGAAGUGUCCUGGCCUGACCCACCUCAACCUCAGCAGCAACAAGCUGAAGGAGCUGAGCAGCCUGGAGCCGCUGCAGAGCCUGAAGGCCCUGAAGAGUCUGGACCUGUACGGCUGCGACGUGUCCUCUCUGGACGACUACAGGGAGCGCGUCUUCCAGCUGCUGCCACAGCUCACCUACCUGGACGGGUUCGACCAGGAGGACAACGAGGCGUCCGACAACGAUGAGGAGGAGGAGGCAGGUCCUCCCGGAGAUGAUGAUGAGGAGGACGAAGAUGAUGAAGAGCACGGCUCUGAAGAAGAGGAAGUGGGGCUUUCCUACCUGAUGAAGGACGGCAUCCAGGACGAAGACGAUGAUGGAGAUUAUGUUGAGGAGGAAGAGGACGAAGAGGAUGAAGAUGAGGAUGGAGAUGAAGCUGCAGCUCAGGGAGAGAAGAGGAAGAGGGACGCAGAAGACGAGGGGGACGAAGAUGAAGACGAGUAGCUGCCUUGCCCGGCCCCCCUGCACCUGCCACCCCCCAUGACCCCAUUUGGGCGUGGCCUCAAGCUGCAGGCUCUAAGAUCAGGACUGCUGGCAGAUCAUGUCCCGUUUCCGUGGUAACAAGGUGGACCUGCUUGUCUGGAGAGAUCCAGAUGGGACAUGGGUCAGAAUGGACCUCAAGCACCAACUUGAUCCGAAUAUAAGGUUCUCCCGAGUUCUGGUGGCCCCUUUUUUGGGUCAGCAGGUGACGCCGUCCCCCAAAUCCAUUUAGAACUGCCUCCAGAGGAGCUGAACCAUUCAGAUGGGUCAGAACCGACCCAGAGAACACUUGAUGCUCUGCCCCGCUCCAACCCCUGUGAAUAUUUGACCCUGAACACAAACUACUACACUUCCCAUUAGCCUCAGGUGCUGUUACCAUGGAGAUGUUCUGUUCAGAGGCAGAAAAUUCCUGAAUUGGACUUGUGGUUCAGGCCUAAAACUUUUAAAGAACUUGACCAAUAAGCUCUGCCCCUUAACUGUCACACCUGUCUGCCGUUUUGGGUUUGGCGCUAGUCCGGUUCCUGUCACCGGUUUAUUUUUAUAUUCUGUUGUUUUUGAAUAAAACCUGAAGGAAGCCCCU